Molecule: messenger RNA, 1715 nt
Organism: Peromyscus eremicus (cactus mouse)
Lineage: Eukaryota; Metazoa; Chordata; Mammalia; Rodentia; Cricetidae
Gene: Ergic3
Product: ERGIC and golgi 3
Exons: 14
Coding region: 447-1598 (383 amino acids)
Biological process (GO): endoplasmic reticulum to Golgi vesicle-mediated transport; retrograde vesicle-mediated transport, Golgi to endoplasmic reticulum
Cellular component (GO): Golgi membrane; COPII-coated ER to Golgi transport vesicle; endoplasmic reticulum membrane
Source: RefSeq, a predicted model, not a curated record
UUAGCCUGCCUGGGGAAAGUCUCCAGCCUCUUUCUCUAAUGCUGGGAAGUGAGAGCCCAGGGGCACACACUGUCCUCAGCUCUCUUUCCACUCAGACGUCUUGAGAUCUCUCACUGGAACAAGCCUGAGCUACUGCGGGGACACGUCGGAAGCGCUGUCCUAUAAGGUCCUAAGGUCCGGGGAGAAGCGCUUACUACAGGUGCAGCCACUCAAGCGCCGUCCUCUCCGUUCCCGGCCCGCCCACCUAGGGGCGCCGCCCAAUCCUCGCCAGGGAGCGUGGCAACGCCCACAGGUCAGACAGCCUGUAAGAAGGCAGGUAAGGGGUGGAGCCCGCAUACGCACUGCUGCGCCUGCGCCAAAGAGCGAGGGGCGUGGCCCAGACGCCAGGACGGAAGCGGGAGGCUAGAGGGGCGGGACGGCUGGUGUACCCUUUCCGGCCGGUCCCCAUGGAGGCGCUGGGGAAGCUGAAGCAGUUCGAUGCCUAUCCCAAGACUCUAGAGGACUUCCGGGUCAAGACCUGCGGGGGCGCCACGGUGACCAUAGUCAGUGGCCUUCUCAUGCUCCUGCUGUUCCUGUCAGAGUUGCAGUAUUAUCUCACCACCGAGGUGCAUCCUGAGCUCUACGUGGACAAGUCUCGGGGAGAUAAACUGAAGAUCAACAUCGAUGUUCUUUUCCCACACAUGCCUUGUGCCUAUUUGAGCAUCGAUGCCAUGGAUGUGGCUGGGGAGCAGCAGCUGGAUGUGGAGCACAACCUAUUCAAGAAACGACUAGACAAGGAUGGCAUCCCCGUGAGCUCAGAGGCUGAACGUCAUGAACUUGGGAAAGUCGAGGUGACGGUGUUUGACCCAGACUCGCUGGACCCCAAUCGCUGUGAGAGCUGCUAUGGGGCUGAGUCAGAAGAUAUCAAGUGCUGUAACAGUUGUGAAGAUGUGCGGGAAGCGUACCGCCGUCGAGGCUGGGCCUUCAAGAACCCAGACACUAUUGAGCAGUGUCGACGAGAGGGCUUCAGCCAGAAGAUGCAGGAGCAGAAGAACGAAGGCUGCCAGGUGUACGGCUUCUUGGAAGUCAACAAGGUGGCUGGAAACUUCCACUUUGCCCCUGGGAAGAGCUUCCAACAGUCCCAUGUGCAUGUUCAUGACUUGCAGAGCUUCGGCCUUGACAAUAUCAACAUGACUCACUACAUCAAGCACCUGUCAUUUGGAGAGGACUAUCCAGGCAUUGUGAACCCCCUGGACCACACCAAUGUCACUGCACCCCAAGCCUCCAUGAUGUUCCAGUACUUUGUGAAGGUGGUACCCACAGUGUACAUGAAAGUGGAUGGGGAGGUGCUGAGGACAAACCAGUUCUCGGUGACCAGGCAUGAGAAGGUCGCCAAUGGGCUGCUGGGUGACCAGGGCCUGCCGGGGGUCUUUGUGCUGUAUGAACUCUCACCCAUGAUGGUGAAACUGACAGAAAAACACAGGUCCUUCACCCACUUCCUGACAGGUGUGUGCGCCAUCAUUGGGGGCAUGUUUACAGUGGCUGGACUCAUCGACUCACUCAUCUACCACUCUGCUCGAGCCAUCCAGAAGAAAAUUGAUCUCGGGAAGACAACGUAGUCAUCCUCCCUGCCCUUCCUGUCCUCUGUCCCCUGUGAUUAUCCCCAGCCUCUUUCGAUACCCCACAUCCCUCCUCUCCAGAGUCAGCCCAGGGUGGUAAACAUUGAUAGGAAUGGC